AUGAUUGGAAAACCAAGUUUGUUCAUGACAAAUUUUCUGAAAAUGCGAAACUUCUCGACAUAUGUUUCGAAUGUUCCUCUCACUCAAGCUAUACCCGGUUUUAACCUGAACUUCAAUUCGUCCCUUUUAUCGAGCAAUUCAGCGGCAAAUAUAUCCAAGUUAAGCAAUGGCUUGACAGUUGCUUCACAGGACAAAUUCGGCAUGCAUUGCACAAUUGGAGGUAUGGAAAACUUCUGUGAAUCAUUUUUAGUUAUGUUGAAGGCUGGACCUCGCUACGAAAGUGGAACCAUCAGCGGUGUGUCCCAUUUUCUUGAAAAACUUGGUUUUCAUUCCACUGAUAGAUUUAGGGAUCGAGAUCAUAUUCAAUCCAAAAUGGAAUCGUGUAAUUCUAUUUUUGAUUGCCAGAUAUCGAGAUCCUUCGAAUCUGGUAGAGAUUUCAUCGUUUAUGCUAUUUCGGGACUGAAUAAGCACUUAAGUGACCUCGUCCAUGUUCUAUCGGAGACAGUUUUGCGUCCGAAAAUCACCAAAGACGAAGUUGACAUGGCAGCUAGAGCCAUUGGCUUUGAGCUGGCUAGUUUGGAAAUGGCCCCACCCACGGAACCUAUUCUUAACGAUCUCCUCCAUUCCGCUGCUUUUCAUGGUUGCAAUACUUUUGGUUUUCCUCGAUAUUGUCCAACUGAAUCUAUUGGCAUCAUAUCUCGCCGUGAGCUUAUGCAAUUCAUGGCCUCCUACUACAGACCUGAGCGCACUGUAGUAGUUGGCGUUGGAGUGGAUCACAGCGAAUUCACCAACUCAGUUGAAUCAUCUUUCAUGCCGUGGGAAACCAGUUAUGGUGUAGAGGUUCCUGAGGAAGAUCGUCUUACGCUGGAUGACUCUUUGCCCGUGUAUAGUGGUGGUGAAAUUACCGUGGACCGAGACCUGUCACAGUACCACGCACCCAUGCCCGAGUUUGCUCACUGUGUCAUUGGUCUGGAGAGUUGUGGCUCCCAAGAUCCUCAAUUUGUUGCUUCAUGUCUCCUCAAUUCCCUCCUUGGUGGUGGGGGCUCCUUCUCUGCCGGUGGUCCAGGGAAGGGUAUGUACUCCCGUCUCUACACCAACGUUCUCAACCAAUACCAUUGGGUAAACUCAGCACAAGCGACCAAUCAUGCCUACGCUGAUGCCGGCGUCUUCUGUAUUGCUGGAAGCGCCGAGCCCGCCAAUCUGCACCGCUUGGUCCAAGUCUUGGCGGCCGAACUGCGCUUUACUGCAGAGGCACCAAUCCCAGACGAGGAGCUUCAACGUGCCAAGAAUCAGCUAGAAUCGAUGCUGCUGAUGAAUCUGGAGAUGAACCCCGUCGCCUUUGAGGACAUUGCUCGGCAAGUUCUUGCCUCAGGCGAAUGGAAACCACCGGAUUUUUGGGUGGAAAAAAUCAAUGCAGUAUCGGCCGAAGACUUGCAUAAUUUGUUGAUACGCAUGUUCAAGUCACCACUGACACUAGUGGGCUUUGGCCGCAUGUCCAAUUGGCCGGAGUUGCGUGAAAUCCAAGAGAUGAUCGCAGCCCCAUUACAGACGCGUGGGACCCUUCCCUCCCUCUUCAAGCGAUUCGUCUGA
Messenger RNA from Echinococcus granulosus, 1590 nucleotides. Its product is annotated as Mitochondrial-processing peptidase subunit alpha. Gene Ontology annotation, molecular function: metalloendopeptidase activity; metal ion binding. Bases 1 to 1590 code for a protein of 529 amino acids. The transcript has 7 exons. The record is from RefSeq and is a predicted model, not a curated record. Gene Ontology annotation, cellular component: mitochondrion. Lineage: Eukaryota; Metazoa; Platyhelminthes; Cestoda; Cyclophyllidea; Taeniidae.